Molecule: messenger RNA, 1406 nt
Organism: Zophobas morio
Lineage: Eukaryota; Metazoa; Arthropoda; Insecta; Coleoptera; Tenebrionidae
Product: glycerophosphodiester phosphodiesterase 1
Exons: 6
Coding region: 237-1310 (357 amino acids)
Biological process (GO): ethanolamine metabolic process; N-acylethanolamine metabolic process; phospholipid metabolic process
Cellular component (GO): plasma membrane
Molecular function (GO): glycerophosphodiester phosphodiesterase activity
Source: RefSeq, a predicted model, not a curated record
ACGCCUUAAAAUUCGGGUCAAAAACAUCAAAGGCGCCGACACGAUUUGUGCUUACUGAAUGAUCUCUAUACUGUGCUGUUAUCGUAAGUUAUGCAACGCAAAUAACAGCAAAAUUGUUGGUUGUAGAACUCAUACGUCAUUCUGACAAAAGUUUUGUGUAACAAAAGUUUAUAUGUGCCUUAAAACCUAAACCGAUUAUAUAUGUGUAUAGUGUAUAUAUAUAUAAAAUCCAUAAAAUGAAACAUAUACCUGUGCAAGAUUUAAUUGUUACAUCCUUCUGCACUGUAGGAGCACUAUAUGGUGCAGGGGGACUUCUAACUGAAGUAAUGAAAACAAUAUUACCAUUCGGACUAAUCCUAGUUCUUACAUUAGUAUGUGCUGGCUAUUUUCUUCGAAUACCAACCCCUAACCCUGAAACUGUCGAAUCUGUAUUAGGAAAAGAUCCCUUUCUUGUAACAAAUGAUGAAAAUGCAUAUGUUAUGAAGACUGUUGCACAUCGAGGGGCUGGCUUAGAUUCUCCCGAAAACAGCUUAAUUGCAUUUAAAAUGUGUGCAGAGAAGGGAUGUGAUGCUAUCGAAUUUGAUGUAGUGUUAACCAAAGAUGACGUUCCCGUUGUUUUUCAUGAUUACAAUUUGGAGAGAAUGACUGACCUGAAGAUGAUGAUUUCUGAGCAUACCUGGUCAGAUCUGCUUAAUAUAGACAUAUCAGUGAAACACAUUUUUAAGGACCGUUUCUCUAGAACUAACAUACCCACAUUAGAACAGACAGUAACACAGUUGCUAGAUUGUGGACAGAGGAUGUUUAUUGAUAUUAAAGAUAACAACAGGAAGAUUGUAAAAAUAAUCCACAAUCUCUUUGAACAACAUCCACAUCUUUACUCUAGAGCUGUUGUUUCAUCCUUUUAUCCUACAGUAUUAUACCUUAUUCGAAAAGGCAAUCCUAAAAUCGUUUGUUCAAUGGCGUGGAGGCCCCAUGUGUUUGCUUAUGAGUCCUACAAUUAUCCUUUAGGAAAGGGGCCGCGUAGGAGUAAAGAAUGGUACAAACAUUAUUUUCUUGAACUCUGUGAUGUGAUCCAUGGAUGGGCUUUACCAAGAAUUAUAUACUACUUUAUAGGAUUGUCAGCUAUACUGCUUCAUAAAGAUGUUAUCAAUGGAAAAACAAUUUUGAAUUGGCGGGACAGGGGAGUGAGGGUAAUCGCUUGGACAGUCAAUGCUCCUGCUGAAAAACAGUAUCUUGCACGCGUGCUUAAAAUAACUUACCUUACUGAUACUUUAAUUGGUGAAGGAACUACCCAUUCGCCACCAUCAUAAGUAAACUAUAUUGCAAAUAUGUAUAUCUCAUUUGGGUUGUAGUUUUAGGGAGGCUUUUUUAAUUGUAUAUUUUAGUAUAUGGUGAUUGCAGCUCUA